Molecule: messenger RNA, 2271 nt
Organism: Salmo salar (Atlantic salmon)
Lineage: Eukaryota; Metazoa; Chordata; Actinopteri; Salmoniformes; Salmonidae
Source: RefSeq, a predicted model, not a curated record
UCGAAGAAGAUACCAAAGAAGAAGAAGCUUACAGUGAUAAACAUGGCUGAUACAAAGGGAGCAGAUGAAACUACUCCAGGAGUUUUACAGGAAAUGUUAACGUCUCCGUUGAAUUUGAGUCUGCUUGCCCUCUGCAUAUUUCUUUUGUACAAAAUCUUCCGCCGAGACACGCCUGCAGAUAUGGACGAGGUUGAGGAAACUCUGCCUAAACUCAAGAAAAGAGAUUUCACGUUAGCGGAGCUACAACCGUACGAUGGCCUGCAAAAUCCAAGAAUUCUUAUGGCUGUCAAUUCAAAGGUGUUCGAUGUUACCAGAGGAAAGACAUUCUACGGGCCAGAGGGUCCCUAUGGAGUGUUUGCUGGUAAAGAUGCCUCCAGGGGCCUGGCCACCUUCUGUCUGGAGAAGGAGGCUCUGAAAGAGACCCACGACGACCUCUUGGACCUCAACGCCAUGCAACAGGAAAGCCUCAAUGAAUGGGAGACCCAGUUCACUCGGAAAUGGACCCCUUCCAGUGAACAUCACACGCACCCACUAUCCACUCAACAGUGCAAGUUGUUGAUGCAUCAAACAGCUUUGAUGACUCUUAGAACUAUUGGUGUUUAAAAUGUAUGUUUAUGUGCCUCAGGGAAUAACUUGUCUUGUAGUGGUCCAGUCUUUUUGUGCGUAAGUCAACUUUUGUGUUCCUCUUGUAUGACUUGGCAACGAUAGAAGAGUUGGCUACAUAACAAACAAAAAUAUGGUACCAUGUCAGGGGAUAACGUAAUACUACUUUGCAUCAAAUUAAUCUGUUAGAUACACUUUCAUCUACAUUACAUUGAAUAACUGCUUUAAAUUUAAACCCACACAUGGGAGUAUUUUUUUUAUUUAAACUUUCCUUUCACAGAAAAGUAUGACUACGUUGGGAAGCUUCUGAAACCUGGAGAAGAACCCACAGAGUACACGGAUGAUGAGGAGGUCAAGGACAAAAAGAUGGACUAGAACUCACAAGGGAAAUUCAGAUGCCUUAAUUUCUUUCAGGAUAAUGUUAUGCAUAUUGCCUUGUGUUGCAGCCAUUGAGCGAAAUGCUGUCUCCUGUAUGGUUUUUGUAUUAUGUCAUUGUCACGGACCACCUAUUAUGCUAAUUUCAUAUGCCAUUGACCUUCAUUAACCUAAAAUACACUUGAUUUUGGUAAAGGUUAGAAUAAUUAUUGAAUACUGUACUGUCUUUAAGUUAUACAGGUAGUAUUAGUUGUAAUGUGGAGGCUGUGUUUAUUUUGGCCGUCUUCUAGAUUUAGUCAUUUUGACUAGAAUAUUGUCUUAGUCACGUUUUUGUCAUUUGUAUAAUCAUUAAGUCUAGUUGUCAAAAUUAUAGUAACAGUUGGCUGUUUUAGUCAUCACAUUUGUAUUGCCUCAACCUAUAGUAAACAUAACUGACUUCCAUGUGUACAAACCUAUAUAGCCUUGUCCUACCAACAUAUUUUUCUGCAUAACAUAUUCCCAACAGCAGAAAUAUGACUAACAUAUGUAACAGUUAUCUGGGUGUGUAAAUUCCUAAUUGAGCCUACAUAGAUAUUGAACAUUGCAUGCAAAACAAACACACACACACAGCGCAGAGAGAAAGUGUAACACGAUCACCAGAUGGUGCCUCAAAGUAGUAUGGGUUGGUUACUCCUCUGUCACUUGGUCGUGUUAUUUCCAUUGUUAUCUGCCACAUUGAUGUCCAAAAGUAGAACGGGCUAAUGACUAUUUCACCCAGUGAUAUAGUCAAGUCACUAAACCUCAAGUCUGGAUCGAGUCCGAAGUCCCCUGUGCUCGAGUCCGAGUCACCAGCGUUCGAGUCCUGGUCCAAGUGCUCAAGUUUGAGUCACUGGGUCCACAUUAACUCAAAGUUAUUAACCCAGUCAGCUAUAUAGUGUAGUGGCAAGAUGGAUUUAGUCAACUUGUUUGCCAUUAUUUUUGUGCCAUCAAAUGUUUAACGUUACCAGGGCCACUUUCAUUUGCAAAACAUUCUUGAAUGUUGCAAAUAGAAAAUCCAUUAAUAGAGUCAACGUUAUUUCUUAUUCAACAUGUCAGAGAGGCAUUUUCUUCUACAUAGCCUAUUUUUAUCUGAAUGUUACUGAAUGUUGACCUGCUGAACACACCCCUGUUUGUUGACUAUAACUAGAUGAAGUAACAUGACUGAAGGUGUAGCCUAAACAAAUGGUUAAAGGUCUGGUCUGCAAGUAGCCUAGUUUAAGAACGGCCGCUUUGGUUUAAUGAAUGUAAAAUGCCAAUAAACAAUAGAAAACCGUU